Mastomys coucha (southern multimammate mouse) is the source of this 1581-nucleotide messenger RNA. RefSeq names its product chromosome unknown C16orf90 homolog (gene CUNH16orf90). Bases 711 to 1241 code for a protein of 176 amino acids. Lineage: Eukaryota; Metazoa; Chordata; Mammalia; Rodentia; Muridae. The transcript is spliced from 4 exons. The record is from RefSeq and is a predicted model, not a curated record.
CGCAAGAGCACGACACAGACCAGCAGGUGGCGCUUCGCACCUUGCGAGCUGCGCAGGGUCAUAGUUACUCAUUGAGUUCUUUUUGGCUCCGGUCCCGUUGUAACUCUCAUUGACUCACUAAUAUAUAGGGAGCACUAUAACCUUUUGUGACAGAGUGUUUGUAUUUGUAAAAGCAUAGCUAAACCCCGCAGUCGAAGCCGCAUAAAGUAUCUACAGGAUGUCAGGAACGAAGAUAUCCUGCCCUGGUCAAAAUUCGAGAACUGUACCCGGAAGGAUUUUGUGCACGCACAGCUAGUCAGUAUUCACGACUAGCCGGAAAUUGGCGCCCAGACUCGCGCGACAGAGGUUGCCCUGGAAACUGUGGUUAAUUCUGAGCCUGGAGAGGUGGUGUUGGUGUACCACGCCUCGGGGGUCGGGGUCAGCACAGACUCAGCGGAGAACCCUCCUUGGUGACUGCUACGAGUCGAGGACAACUGCGGCAAAGAACGGCUGGGAAGAGGAGAGAUGAGAUGAGCUAAGAAGGGUGGGCAAAGAAGGAAAAUGGGUAGGCGCAAGAUGUAAAGAGGCCCUCAGCUAGGACACUGCAGAACAAUUGUUCCAGUUUGUCUGCACGCUCAGGAAAAAAAAAAUCAGCAUUAUCUACAUAUUGCUUAACAACCUAUGAGAAAAUGGAUAGUUAGACGAGUGUCACCCAGAACCAUCUUCUCAGCAUGAUUCAGAUCUCUCCAGAUGCAGUGAGCUGGGCCCCAGGACGCCCCAGCCACCCUGACACACCACCCAACAUCUAUGAGGGAGGGUUGGGGGCCCAGCAGCAGCAGGGCCCCAGUGCCCAGGGAAGCAAGCCCAAGAACUUCCGAUUGCGACACCUCCGGAGCCUGGCUCUCUACCUGCCAGGCCACAUGCAGCCUGCUGGCCAAUGUGGAAGCCACUGGCUAGGCCGGCUCAUGGCUGGGGGCAGCCUGACACGGCCUGAAGGCUCGCUCUGGCCCCUGGACCUGCCACAAGGGACCCUGGGUCCAGGUAACAGCCAUUGCUCAGCCCUUCUGGAAGCCCACCUGCCCAGGGACAGCCUGGGAAAUACAGCUUCCAGUUCCAGCAUGGACCCAGCCAAGGGUGUCCCCUCCCAGUCUGGUCCCCCUGAGGGCUUGGGACUCAGGCCCAAGAGGUCCUGGAGAGCCUUGGAGGAGACCAUGUGUCCCUUGUGCAAGAGAACCCGCUCUGGGGCCUUGGAGAGGACAUAGGAGCCAAAGUGCCAGGGCUGGGGAACAAUAGGGGAAGGAUGGCCGAGGAGGAGGCCAGGGCUGCUGAGGACGGGUUCAGUCCCAGCGGCAGUCCUCCCCACUGAGAUGGCCCCCAAAGUUGCCCAGCACUAGAUCUGGGCUAGUCUGGGGAAAGCAUGAGGAGGGAGGGAGGAAGAAGAACCAUGAGAGGGACAGAAGAAAUGGAAGCAUGCCCAUACCCUUGCAGCCUGCCCAAACUCCGGUCAGCCACUUGUACUUGGGAGGUCAGGCCGAGCAGAAUCAGGUUCCUGAGAGGCCAGGGAGUCCUCAGGUCUAAUCUCAGUAAAAGCCAAGGCCUGCA